AUGCUAACGACGACGUACUUCUGCAGCACUGCUCGCAGCAGUGCUGCUGCAGCUGCUGCUGCUGCUACGACAACGCCUUCUGCUAUUGUUGCUGCUGCUGCUGCUGCUGCUCGCCAGCACACCUUUACUAGCCGUAGACACAGAUGCACAGCAUGCAGCAGCAGCAAGAACCAGAACAACAACUGCAACAACCACACCAGCAGCAGCAGCAACAGCAGAAACUGCUGCUGCUGCUACUGUUGCAGCAGCAGCAGCAGCAGAAGCGACUACCUUCGGCUGCUCGGCCGCACAGCCAUCCCCGACAGCAUGCAGAUGCGUCAGCAGCACCACCACUACAGCAGCAGCAGCAGCAGCACCGAUACACGCAGCAGCAGCAGCAGCAACGACAACAAGGACAGCGGCAUGAACAGCAGCAGAAGCAGCAGCAGCAGCAACAACAACAACAAGGACAACGGCAUGAACAGCAGAAGCAGCAGCAGCAGCCGAAGUUACUGGCAGCAGCAGCAGCAGCAAGAGAAGCAGAAUUUUGCUGCUCAGGCAGACGCGUGGUGGGAUCCGAACGGCCCUGCUGCAGCACUGCAUGCAUACACCCCAGUGAGGGUUUCUCUGCUGCUGCAGCAGCUACAAACACUGCCUCUUUAUCAGCAGAUUCUGCGCUCCCAGUCGCGUCAACACCAACAGCAACAGCAGCAGCAGCAGCAACAGCAGCAGCAACAGCAACAGCAACAGCAGCAGCAACAGCAGCUGCCUUUGCUGGGUGUACGUAUUGCUGAUGUGGGCUGCGGAGGAGGUAUAUUAAGCGAAGCAUUUGCUGCUGCUGGCGCCUCAGUAACCGGCAUCGACUCCACUGAGAUGCUGCUGGCUGUUGCAGAUAGAAGAAAGCAGCAACGCGCUGCAGAAGGCCUCCCUGACCUGAGUGAUCGCCUGCGUUACCUCGUGGCAGAUGCAUGCGCCCCCCCACAGCAGUGA
Molecule: messenger RNA, 969 nt
Organism: Eimeria acervulina
Lineage: Eukaryota; Apicomplexa; Conoidasida; Eucoccidiorida; Eimeriidae
Product: 3-demethylubiquinone-9 3-methyltransferase, putative
Exons: 2
Coding region: 1-969 (322 amino acids)
Source: RefSeq, a predicted model, not a curated record